AUGACAGACGUCGAUGCCUUUAGGGACGCGGAAUACAUCGCUGACGUGUCCGGCAUAUCCUAUGACGAUGGGGAGCCACCGAUACCGACAGGCACGCUCAGCAGCCAAAACCUCCGCGUGAAGAAAGUACAGUCGGCUGCCAAAGUUGCCUUCAUCGAUAGAUUAAUGCGCGAUCUUGACAUAUUCAUUUAUUGUCAACUCUCCGCCUUGUAUUACAUGGAUUGUUCGAUUCUACUCUUCGCAUUACGUGCCAUAAUUCAAUUGAUCUUGUUCACCCCGAAAGCGCCCCCCUUUGAACCUACACGCAACCAACCAUUCAUCGGCGGCAUCCUCACCAGUAACUUGAUAUGCAUAUUCUUCCAUGCCUUCUUCAUUCGCCCAGAAGCUGGUGAGGAAACUCGGGGCUAUCUCCAUGGAGGAUUGUUUAUCGAUUUCGUCGGGCAAGUCCCCGUUUCGACCUUGCGGCUUCUGUCAUUCGACCUCCUCAUCUUCCUCGUCGAUAUCGUUAUGCUGGCCUUAACCAUCGAGCGGGUCAAUAUCACCGGGACUUCGACUCCAGCUUCUUCAGAUCCGUCCCCUGCAAAUGCGGAUUCGAGUCAAGAGACCACAGUAUCCCAGUCGCAAGACCAUGAUGCCGAAGAGCGCGGAGUCUUACGGCAAGAAGACGGCCAUGAAACAUCGCCUCAUACGCAUGACAGUACGGAAUCAUCCCCGCAUAGUAGCAUUGAUGAGGAAGCUGAAGAAGAGCGUACAAAUCUCCUGGCGGAUCCCGCAGAUAUCCAAUCUCCAAUCAUUGCCCGAGGAUGUCACCCUAUGGAUACAUUUGCAUCUGGCGAGGCCAUUAUUGCCAACGUGCGAUUAUUCGGUACUUUAAGAGAUCAAUGGCGCUAUUACAAGAGCCUUACUACACGGCAGACAACAGGAUUCACUCCCACGACAGAGACAGCGACUUUCCUCCGUCAGCGUUUCGGUCUCCAGGUUGGGACUGACGGUCGCAUUGAACGUAUCGAUACAUGA
Molecule: messenger RNA, 1017 nt
Organism: Penicillium salamii
Lineage: Eukaryota; Fungi; Ascomycota; Eurotiomycetes; Eurotiales; Aspergillaceae
Source: the annotation of a GenBank genome assembly